AUGGCGAGAUCUGUCACCACUGCCCCUCGUUCCAGUCGACUCAAGAUUGUUCGGCAUGCAUUAGGUAGCCCCGAGGAUGCGACCUUGGAGCACGUCUCAGAUCAGACGUCGCCGGCAGCAUUCACCAUCCUCGUCCACGACCUGUUGAGCCAAGGCCGCAAACAAGAUGCAAGCAGGGUCAAAUUGGCCAAUGUCUUGGCUGAUGUCCUUGACGACCACGUCGAUGUAGCCACGGCUAUCCUUGACGAUGGAGACGUCAAGUCGACGCGUGACCUAGCCCUUCGUUAUGACAUUGCUCGUGUUGAGAGCAUGCUGCCGCAGAGUGCGAAAGCGACGGGCGGUACGGGUCCCGUGCCGGUCACAGCCCGGACUGGAAAGAACUCCAAGGUCUCAACCGUAGCUUUGAACUUCCGCCAGCGCCUUUUCCAGGCCGAACCCACCGCUGUGCUGCAGCAGAUGUUGUCGCCUCCCAGCAUUGCCGGCGACGAUGCGAGAGAGCUUCCCAUAGGACCAUCGGCUUCUACCAGAGACGAGAUGGUCAAGUUCCUUGCCCGACAUCCAGACUUCAACAUUCGCACAGAGUCUGUGCUCAAGAGACUGGAUCAGGACCACGACAUCCAAGAGCAGCUUGACCCGGAGACUCGCAAUUCCGUCACAGAGAAUCUCAAAACUCUCCAACGGACGCAAGCUCUCACGCCAGCUCCUGAAGCACUUGAACCAUUGCUUCAACAUGGUCUGACCAGCGCGAUGCGCGUGGCGGCUCUGCCCAAAAAACGUUUCACGGCCCUGGUGUCGCCGAUGAUCGCCGACUCGGGUGGCUCGAGCAAUCGGGCAGAGCAACUGGCAAGCCAGAUUCAUGACCAUGCUACGGCAAGUCGAAUGCGAGCUGAUAACACUCUUGUACAACUCCAUGCUGCCAUCAAAGGAAGCGGGCUACGGUCAAUAGAUGGACAGACGUCCCUAGAGGAGCGCCAGAUCAUGGCCCAAGAGCUGGCAGAUGCGACCGCUGGAACACCUUCUGCCAUCAAUCUCGAUGCCCUAUUCGGAGACAUGGACAUGUGCGAGUGCGAAGAAUGUCUUGAUGUGACCAGUCCCACCGCCUAUUAUGUAGACCUCCUCCAAUACCUGCGGAACAAUAACCUCGAUCCUGACAAGAAAUGGUCCAAUACCGGCAAGGAAGACAUACAGGGGACUGCACUUGAGAGGCUCUUCCAGCGCCGACCUGACCUGCAGUAUCUGCGCUUGACGUGUGCCAAUGCCAACACGCCACUCCCCAUGAUCGACCUUGCCAACGAAGUUAUGGAGGCCUUCGUCAUAAACGCAAAUGCUUUUGCCAUCACGGGGAAAGCCGUCAUCGAAGCUUGGAAUGUCGAGAACGAGACGACAGAGGAGCUGCUCGCAAGCCCUAGCAACACACGGAAGAGGGCGUACUGCAUCCUCAACGAGGCUGUCUACCCGCUGGCCACCCUGCCAUACUUCCAACCUCUUGAUGCUUCUCGCCUUUAUCUUACUUACCUGGGUACUUCUCGUUUUGAGCUUAUCGACACCAUGAGACUUGCAGGCCGGCAGUGGCCUGUUCGCGCAGCGCUCAUAUCCAAUUCUGAAAAGCAAAUCCGUUACGCGACCAUGUUGGCUCGCGUGCAGGACCGUGCAGCAGCAGCAGAGUACAUGGGUCUCGCCCCCAGCGAAUACAUCAUAGUCACGCACGAGUCUUUUUGGGCCAUCGAAUGCUCUGAAUUCGCCGACAACGGUCACAUCAUCCAAGAGGACGAGUACCAUCGGGACAUCGGCUUGCUCUCGACAUCCACAUACUGGGGUUUCAACGACGACAAUGCUCUUCGUAGCAUUGAUCCCAGCACAAGGACGGGCCUGUCCUUUGUCAAGGCCCAGUUUCUGAGGCGUUCAGGCCUCAGCUUCCCUGAUGUUGUUGAUCUGCUGCAUACCAAGUAUGUCAAUCCAAUGAUGCCCGAGGGAAAGGACAGAAUUCUGCUGGACAGUAUCCGUUUCUCUUACCGUUUCCUUCAACACGUGACUGUCGGUAUUCCAAACGCAUCGGGAAAGAGCAGGAUGAUUGCAGAUUUCCUGCUCCAAGCACAACCAUGGGUACAAUACAUCCAGCUUCAGCAGAUUCCCGCGACCGGGAACCCUCUAGUUAAGCCGGUAGUUGACACGCCAACCUUUGAAGAGCCAGUGGUUCGUGUAUGGGUUCGGAAGUGGUUUGACUGUAUUGGCAAGCUCAUCGUGCUGGAAAGCAAAACAGAACCUCGUCUGCCAAUCCAAGGCUACUUGGUAUGGCGACCUCCCUCCGAUGACACUACCGGGUCGAAUCCUAGCUCGUUGAUCAUCACAGGCUCGCAGCCUCGAGUCCUGGGAUACCUUGACACGUCUGGUCAGCUGACGGACGAAAACAGCCAAGUUGUUGGUGUGGUGUGGAUGGACAGUCGGGUUUUCUAUGGCGGUCUCCAGACAAUUCGGACCAGCUUGCCCAAAGGCAGGAUAGAUCUCAUCCAAACUGCAAAGCGACUAACGACGCUACUGUUGAACAACUCGACAAUAUCAACGUCACCUCUAUGCCUGUAUAUCUGGGAAUGGGAGCGCAUAAACCGCUUCAUUCGACUGUACAAGAAGCUUCAACUGUCUGGAUGGACCAUAACGACACUGGAUGCGGCUUUGAUGGGCCUCUGGAAAGUGCCUGAGAUCACUCCCGGAUCGACCUUGCCGCCAGGCGAUCCACUGACAUCAACCACGUUCGAGAAGGAAGCGAAUGGGAAUGGAGGAUUUUCAUUUUCCGACUUCAAGGACAAGGGCUGCGGAGAUGAGGCCGGCGCAGGAGACUGUGACGACGGCGAAUGCAGCGAUGAUGAGGCUCCUGGACCUGUCUGCGACCCGAGCACGUUCCCGUUCAUUAGUCCAGGCUUUAUCAAGCAGUUGAUGAGCAUUCAACGUCUCGCAGACCUGACUGGCCAAGAUCUCGAUAAACUACUCUGCCUCUGGAGCGACAUCCCAACGUUCGGAGAGAGAUCCCUGUACGCUCGCCUGUUCCUGACGCACAAUCUACAAGCCAUUGAUAGCGUCUUCGUCGCUGAUAAGACAGGUCACUACCUCAGCUCUGAAACCAAUGUCGGGGAGCAUGUACCAUUACUCCUUGCUGCGCUGCAUGUCAAAGCAAAGUCGUUUGACAGUAUUCUCAAAAGUGCUGGUCUGACCCGACAAUCUCCUCUGGAUAUUAAGACUCUGACGAGACUCUAUCGCCAUAUGGUUCUGUCCUCGAUUUUGGACAUACGUCCGGAAGAUCUCGUCCUGGCCUUGGAUCUUUGGCCAAACCCUUAUGACAGCGCGUCCACGACUCUAGACCUAUAUCUACUAUGGACACGAAUCUCGGCUACUUCUUUCACUGUUCCCCAACUCCGCUACAUCAUCUUCGAUGCUGAGGAACUCCUGCGCCCCAUUGGCCCAGGGCCAGCGACGGUCCUCCGCACAGCCCAAGCUCUCCUGGAAGGUCUUCUGUCUAUUGCAAAGGCACAGCCCGACUUGACGGAGCAAGAAGAGGCCGUUCUUACCAUGGCCCAGGUGACGGCGAAAGCAAAUCUACUAUUUGCACCGUCGGUCGUCGAUAGCAUCGUUGGCCUCAUAGAGGGAACCCGGCUGUAUACUACGAACGCACCAAUUGGGCUGGAUGCAGGAAAACUUAGAAGUUUGACCAAGGUCAUAUACAAAGAUCCACUCACACCGCGCAAUCGAAGAGCUACUCUGUCGGUGACGGGCAGCCUGACCGACGACGAAGUCACAGCAGCCGAGGCCAUCUUCCCCAGCAACCAAGAGUGGUCCGCAGCACUGAAGCGUCUGCACAGGCAAGCCGAAAAGUUCGUGACCAACGACUUGGGCGCCAUCUUUGCAGGCAAGAUAGAGGAGGCCGUUGCAGUCCUCACUCAGGGCGAUGUGGCACCUGUGCAAGAUACCGAAGAGGUCCCUGGUACUCCAGGCACGGCAAUCCAGAAGCGAGUGUAUUUUAUGCGCCACUUUGUUCCCUAUCUUCGGUCAACGCUCGAGUCCAACUUCAUCAUAACAACCGUGUCAGGGGUAGCCCCCUCGUCCCCGGACAUGUGCUCGUGGCUACUGAAGGAGGUGAUCAGCGUCGGUCCAGUUGGAUCGCAGGCAUCUGCCAUGUCGAUCCUGCUGGCACUGAAGGGUCACCUGGAGGCUGAACGCACUCCAACGUGGAACGGCUAUUUGAUUCGUCACUGGGCAGACCAUACCUGGGGACCUUCGAUGGAAGACAGCCACGAGCGAAAUAACGGCAAUUCCAUUAAGUGCUAUGAUUCCAGACCCGUCCGUGGGCGACGUUGGCGAGGUGCUGAAGUCCAUUGUCAAGGCUUCAAUGGUGUACAGGGGUUUUCACUGGACCUCACAGAGGCCCAGUACUUCCAGCGCCACGGUAGCCAAUUUGACGGCGUCGAUCUCAACAGGGUCAGUCUUCCUGCGUGGAAACGACUCUUACAGUACUAUGAGCUACGAGAGUCGUUAGUAAGACAACAGAAGGGCCUGUUAGAUCUCUUCAAAUGGGCCAGUCUCAGAGAUAAGCCUGGAACUACGACUUCGAUCGACGAACUCAGCGGCAUCAUCUCGGAAGUGACAACCUGGGAUGCGGCCUCGAUCAAGGUAUUGCUUGCAAAGGAAAACUUCAACAUGUCAGAUGUCAAAUUAUUCCAGAACGAGGUCGCCCUGACCAGAAUGUCCAAGACUUUUGCGCUAGGAAAGAAAACUGGCAUUUCGGAUCUGAGCUUGCUUCUGUCGUGGACGGACUUGAAGCUCGAUUUUCAACCGACCUGGAAUUUAGCCAAAAGCAUUCGACAGACCAUUCAGGGACGAUAUACGGCCUCAGAUUAUGAGCAAGCCAUCAAAUCGACACACGAUCAGCUUCGCAAGAACCAACGGAAUGCACUCAUUGCCUAUCUACUGGUACUGCCCAGCAUACAGACGUGGGGCGUUGCUGACGCAGACGGUCUGUUUGAAUUCUUCUUACUGGACGUGCAAAUGGGCGCAUGUAUGCAAACCUCCCGCACCAAGCAAGCUAUCUCCUCCGUGCAGCUGUUUGUGCAACGGUGCAUACUGGGCCUGGAAGAGAAGUACGGGGUGCUCAACGAUGCUCUAGACGCCGAUCGCUGGAAAUGGAUGUCUAAGCAGACCGUCUGGACAGCAAACCGGAAAGUUUGGUUGUGGCCCGAGAACUGGAUGAUCCCCUCGUUGCGUGACGACAAGACCCCAAUUUACACCGAUAUGGAGAGUGAGCUGCUGCAACGCGACGUGAAUCCCACUAAUGUGCUGGAGUCCUUCAAGACCUAUGUCGAUAAGCUGGAUCAGAUCGCUCACCUGCGUGCUGUCGCGAUUUAUCAGGAAACGCGAGAGUCGGACAAGUUCAUAUUCCACUGUGUCGCUAUGACAGUUGGAUCUCCGUAUCUUUUCUUCUACCGGAGCUAUGACUACUUCAAUCACGAAUGGACCCCCUGGAUCCGCAUCACUGUUGACAUUCCGACCUACACAAUCGAGUAUAGCACGGUGGCUGUCCCUCGCCUCGCAUCAGAAUUCGUUGGUGGCCGAGGGCCGGCUGACAACGUGCUCCGGGACGAAGCAAGCCCGCCAGCAGAGGGUGCAAGGGCAGCUAAUGAGGUGAUACUGGACGAUACGGCUGUCGACUUCAGCUCAAUCCAGCCUAAAGCGUCCUUCACCGGAUGUUACGUGGCGCCAAUGGUGUGGCAAGGCCGUCGACUCUUCUUCAUUGGUGAGUUGGUGCAGAAAGCCGUCCCCAACACCGUCGCUCUUGCGCAGGACUUUGGCGAGAUGACCAAACCCGGGUCGACCACCAAGGCCGAUGAACUCACUCCUCCAUCGAUCUGGGAAUUGAAGGUAUCAUGGACAGAGUAUCGAUCUGGCAAGUGGACCAACAAGCAGAUCGCAUCAGAGCCUUUCACAACGACACCUUUUACCGAUUUGAAACCCUUGCCAGUCGACUCAUUCCAGCUCAUGCCGCAAAUCGCCACCCGAGCUAAUGGGGCGCAGUACAUCAAUAUUGAAAUCUGGAACAGCCAUGAUGCCUCGUAUCUGGGCAACUAUGUCUUCAAUGGGAGCGUCAUUCAAAAGGGAACGUCAACCUUCCAGACGAAACCCAAGAAUUGGGUGUCCACAAGCUUUCAGCUGCUCGGCGGCAGAUCUGAUUCCUUCACUGUUGUUUCUCUCCAGAAGUCUGAUGAUGGGACAACGCUGCCCUUGAUCAACACCACGCCCAACGUGGCGUACACAUUCACCGAGCCUGAGGGGCGGAUAAACUAUGCAGCUGACGAUAGCGACAUCUUCUACCAUCCAUUCUCCGCAGAGCUCGUCAGUGCAGCGACCCGAACCACCGAAGCUACGAGUAUUGAGCCCAUUGAGGCCGUCUACCAAACACUACUCGCCUCCUCGCCAGAGCUGGAGGAGCCGACAUUUGGUACAGGGGCAUCUGAAGCAAAUGCAGAUGGCGUUCAGCGUCCGACCUUUGCGGAGUUAUCUAAACCAUAUACCAACUACAACUGGGAGCUUGGUUUCUUCGCACCUAUUCUCGGGGCCAAUGCGCUCUUAACUGGCCAGCAAUUUGAAGAAGCCUUGGAUAUGAUACACCACGUAUUCAAUCCCUACGCAGAUGGCCCCGAUGUCACGCGCGUCUGGAAGUGGCUCCCGUUCCAGAAGGCCUCAUCCAAGAGAGUGCUUGAGACGAUCUUCAGUCGCCUAAAGCCUCGCCAAUGGGACCUCAACAUCACCAAAUGGCGAGACCAUCCAUUCCAGCCCUUUGUGGUAGCACGUGGACGUACCGUGUCGUACAUGAAGUGGACUGUCAUGCUCUAUAUUCAGGCCUUGAUUGCAUAUGGAGACAUGUAUUUCCGUCGGCGGACACUUGAGGACAUCCCACUCGCUAUCCAGCUGUACGUCCUAGCUAGUCACCUGUACGGUCCCAAAGGUGAGACGAUUCCAGCGAAGGGCAAGAAGAUUCCUCAGACUUACCACUCCCUCCUCAACAAGUGGGAUGCCUUCAGCAACGCGGCCGUGCAACUUGAGGUCGCUUUUCCGUUCAGCAACCAGAAACCCUUCCCCUUCACAGUCUCGGAGGACAGUGCAGUUUCUCCCCUGGAGAAGAUCAAACAAAUCGGGCUUGCCAACGUCUUCGGCCUAGCUACUUCGAGCUACUUCUGCCUCCCUUCCAAUCCAAAGCUCCAAGCACUUCGGACCACCAUUGACCAGAGAUUGUACAACAUACGCAACUGUCUCGACAUUGAUGGCCGACCCAUGCCUCUGGCUCUCUGGGAUGCGCCAAUCGACCCCGGUGAGUUGGUGGCUGCUGUGGCGUCGGGAUUGAGUCUAUCAAGUGCGCUAAAUGAUCUCAAUACAAGCCUGCCUAAUUACCGAUUCACUUGGCUUAUUGCGCGGGCUCUGGAGAUGACGGGCGAGCUGAAGAGUCUCGAAGCUUCUUUGCUCUCCAUCAAAGAAAAGCGAGACGGCGAGGCACUGCAAAUGCUGCGCACGGGACAUGAGCUCACCAUGAACAAAAUGAUACUUGAUAUGAAGAAGCUUCAACUCGAAGAAGCGAACAAGUCGCUUGUGGCUCUUCAAGUUCUUCAACAGUCAUCGAAAGCUCGCUUCGACUUCUUCUCCCGGCUGGCCGGUGUCGAGGUACCAUCUCUGGGGAGCAGCAACCUCCCAUUUACGCCCAUGACCAUCAAAAUUGACCCUCCCGCAGCUGGGGACACCCAUCUCAACAGCCUGGAGCUCCAGGAGCAAACGCAAGCCAUCAUCGCCCAAUUCUGGAAUGGGGAGGUUGCCAAUCUCGAGAUCAUGGCAGGGAUCCUGCACGCAUUGCCCAGCUUCAACGUGCACGGCACGCCCAUGGGAUGCGGCAUCGAGGUCGCCUGGGGGAUGCCUAACAUUGCCGCUGCCUUCCAAGCGGCAGCUCGGUACACACAAACGUUCGCGAGCGACAGCAACUUCAGCUCCAUGCAGGCUGGACGCAAGGCGGGUUACGUCAAACAAUUCCAGGACCGCGUGCACCAGAUGAAUCUGGCGGGUCUCGAGUUCGAGCACGUCAACAGCCAGAUUGCCACACAAAAUACCCGUAUCGCCAUCACGAAUCAGGACAUCAGCAACCAACAGAAGCUGAUCGACAACUCGCAAGAAGUCCACGACUUCCUCCGCGACAAAUACACCAACGACGAGCUGUACAGCUACCUCGAGGGCGGCGUGCGCACGGCGAUGUACCAAGCCUAUCUCCUGGCGUACGACAUGGCCAAAAAGGCCGAACAAGCCUUCCGCUUCGAGCGCCGCCCCACCGCCGUACAGAACUCGGUCGACUUUGUCUCGUUUGGCUACUUCAACCCGGCCCGCGAUGGCCUUCAGUCCAGCCAGCAACUCUACCUCGCGCUGAAGCGCAUGGACACAGCGUACCAAGAGAGCAGGGGCCACGACUACGAACUGACCAAAGCCAUCUCGCUGCGCCAACUCAACCCCUAUCAACUCCUCACCCUGCGCGAGACGGGCAGCUGCACCUUCAAUGUCCCCGAAGUCGCCUUCGACGCGGACUUCCCAGGCCACUUCCACCGACGCAUCCGCACCGCGUCACUCACCAUUCCCUGCGUCGCAGGGCCCUACACGGGCAUCAACGCGACACUCCGCCUCCUGAAGCACCGCUACCGCGCCGACGCCCGCGCCACCUCGGCCCGCGACUACGUCGAGGACACCUCCAACGGCGGCCUGGAUGCCCGGUUCCGCAGCCACCCGUCGCCACCUGUGGACACGGUCGCGCUAUCCUCGGCGCAAAACGACUCGGGCCUGACUCUGCCGCCGGCGGGGUUCCGGCCAUUUGAUUACGCGUCCAUCGCGGACGUGGUGUUGUCGCUGCGCUACGUGGCGUCGGAGGGCGGCGAGGCGCUCGGGCGUGCCGCGGCGGGGAGUGUGCUGGAGUGGAUGGGCACCGUGGAGGAGGCCAGUAAAGAGGUUGGGUUGCUGGCGCUGUUGGACGUGAGGGCCGAGUUUGCGGCCGAGUGGGCGAAGCUGGCGGUAGCGGCCCCGUCGGCGACAAACGGGCAGGCGGAUGUGCGAAGCUUGGUGCUCAGGCAGCUGCAGGCGAGGUUGCCGGCCUUUGUGGCUGGGAGGGACGCCGCGAAGGUAAGGGUAGCGGAUGUUAGUUUGGUGACAAACCUGGGUUUCACGGAGGCGGCGAGCUUGGGAAUCAACCUCAAGUAUGUUGGGGGCAGUGGCGGUACAAGUGACCAGGUGGUGCCAUUUGAUAGCGGGCCGGUCAAGAUUGGAGGGAUGAAUAUGUUUAGGAUCGCGACUGUGGACGCCACGUUUGGAGAUUGGGCGCUGCAGGUCAGCAUGUCGAGUGCGAUCAAGGUGGACGGGGCUUCGCGCUUGUGGCUGAUUGUGCGCUAUAAGCUGGUCAGGUAA
Molecule: messenger RNA, 9468 nt
Organism: Cyphellophora attinorum
Lineage: Eukaryota; Fungi; Ascomycota; Eurotiomycetes; Chaetothyriales; Cyphellophoraceae
Exons: 7
Coding region: 1-9468 (3155 amino acids)
Source: RefSeq, a predicted model, not a curated record